Molecule: messenger RNA, 1224 nt
Organism: Strongylus vulgaris
Lineage: Eukaryota; Metazoa; Nematoda; Chromadorea; Rhabditida; Strongylidae
Source: the annotation of a GenBank genome assembly
AUGAAUCCGUCAUACUGUUGGAUCUCUCGAAAUUUUCGGAAGUUUCCGUCUUCCUUGAGGCGGUUUUCUCAUGAAGCAGGUGCUACAAAAGUGAGUAAAGAGAGUAAUGCUUUAAAACGGUUUAUGAUUGAUAAAAUCCGAGCCACUGGCCCAAUCACCGUUGCUGAGUAUAUGAAAACUGCUGUUAGCGCACCUUCUGUUGGGUAUUAUGGUCUUUUCUCGGACUCGCAAAAGGUGUUUGGCAAGGAAGGUGAUUUUAUCACGGCACCAGAGCUUACCCAACUUUUUGGAGAACUUCUUGGUGUUUGGUGUUAUUAUGAGUUAGCCAAUACAGGACAUCGAGGUCACUGGCAGCUUGUUGAAUUUGGCCCUGGAACAGGACAACUUAUGUGUGACCUUCUUUCUGUUAUGGAGCGGUUUCAGGUUACUUACUCAUUGUUCAUACCUAUUUAUGGUCUCAUAAAAAGAAAAGAAAACUAUGUGAGAAAAAAUACUACGAAGUCCGGAGUGCCCAUUUUUUGGUACAAGACUAUCGAAGACGUCCCGGAGAAUUUUUCUGUAUUCAUAGCCAACGAAUUUCUCGAUGCGUUACCUGUUCACCAGUUUGCCCGCGAUGGCGACGGGAACUGGCAUGAGUUGUAUGUUAAUAUCAACGAGGGAGACGAGCUGUGUUUCAUGAAUUCGAAAGGAGAGAAUCUACACACUAGAGGUUUACUGCCUAAAGAAAUUCGGGAGGAUAAAGAGCGAAAGUAUUGGGAGUGUAGCCCUGAAGCUGGUACAUUCGUCAACCAGGUCGCUGAAAGAAUAGUAUACAACGGAGGAUUUGGACUUUUAAUAGAUUAUGGUCACGAUGGUUCACGGAACAAGCUUUCCUUUAGGGCAUAUAAGAAGCACCAGCUGGUGGAUCCACUGAGUCAACCAGGUUUCAUUGACUUAACUGCUGACGUCGAUUUUGGAUAUCUCAAGUCUUUAGUAGUUGACCGCGUCGCUGUAUUCGGCCCCAAUACACAACGUGAGUUUCUGGCGCAGUUAGGAGCGGAGCUGCGUUUGCGAAGACUUUUAAAAUCAUGUGACGAUAGAGAGAAACAGGAAAUGUUAAUAAGACUGUUUAUCGCUACAAAUCGUUUAGAGUCCUAUAACUUUUUAAUGGGCGAGAUGGGAGAGAGAUUUAUGGCAAUGUCCAUGUUUCCAAAAACGCUAAAUGGCAUCUUAGAGAAAAGAGGA